This is a messenger RNA of Poecilia latipinna (sailfin molly), 5976 nucleotides long. RefSeq names its product TSC complex subunit 2 (gene tsc2). The coding region runs from base 196 to 5817 and encodes 1873 amino acids. The transcript is spliced from 41 exons. The record is from RefSeq and is a predicted model, not a curated record. Lineage: Eukaryota; Metazoa; Chordata; Actinopteri; Cyprinodontiformes; Poeciliidae. Gene Ontology annotation, molecular function: GTPase activator activity. Gene Ontology annotation, biological process: positive regulation of GTPase activity; negative regulation of insulin receptor signaling pathway; negative regulation of phosphatidylinositol 3-kinase/protein kinase B signal transduction. Gene Ontology annotation, cellular component: cytoplasm; TSC1-TSC2 complex; nucleus.
CAUUUAUGUGUCAUCCGGUUGGGGAGUGGAGGUCUGAGAACAAGCUUUCGGCAACAAAUAGUAAGUUAUAUGAAUGCACAGCAGCAGCGGAUGGCCUGUUUGGUUUCCAAAGGGCGAAGCCUCGGAUAAAUGAAGAAGACAGCGACUCCGCUUCCGUAAGGCUGCCAUCGGAGGCAGCUUUGAAGGACUUUCGCCAUGAAUAAGCAGCAAAGCAAAGAAACGCUCAAAGAAAAAGUGAAGGGGAUCUUUGGGCUCGGGACGCAACGGCAGCAAACGAAGCAGUGUGACUCAAAGCUGCCAGAGUUUAUAAUCACAGCCGACAUAAUAAAGGAACUGCAUCCUGAUUGUGGCCUGAGCAACCGCAUCCGGAUGAUGAACCAAAUCUGCGAUCUGGCAAAAAUCAAAAAAUUCGAAGAGAAUGCAGUGGAGGCUGUGUGGAAAGCCGUGGAGGACAUGCUGUCCCCGGAGCAGCCGGCAGAGGCCCGACACGCGGUCCUGCAGCUUCUCAGGGCCAUCAUACAAGGACAGGGUGAGUGGCUCGGUCCUCUGAGGGCGUACUUUUUUAAGGUGAUCAGAGACUACCAACCCUGCAACGAGGACCUUUCAGAAAGACUGGAGGUGUUCAAGGCUUUAACUGAAAAUGGGAAAGACAUCACGUACUUGGAGGAGGACAUAGCGCGGUUCGUCCUCCUGUGGAUGGACAUAGGUCUCACCUCAGACUUUCUCCAUGUUCUUGUGAAUUUGGUCAAGUACAACAGCUGCUAUCUGGAUCAGAACGUCUCCAGCAUGGUGCAGAAAAUCUGUCUUCUGUGCAACAGAACAACAUCAUCCACUGACAUAGAGGUGGCACUCCAGGUCUUGGAUGCCGUUGUGUGCUACAACUGCCUGCCCUCUGAGUCCCUCACCGUCUUCAUUAUAACGCUCUGCCGUACGGUUAACGUGAAGGAGUUCUGCGAAUCCUGCUGGAAGCUGAUGAGGAAAGUCCUGGGGACGCAUCUGGGCCACAGCGCUAUUUACACCAUGUGCCGCAUCAUGGAGGAGAGUGGAUUCUCCACCAGGGUGUACAUGGAGGACGCUCCACUGCUGAGAGGAGCCGUGUUCUUUGUGGGAAUGGCUCUGUGGGGCGCCCACAGACUCCCUGCUCUAAAAAACACACCGACACUAGUGCUGCCAUCUUUCUACAAGGCCAUGUCAUGUGCCAACGAGGUGGUGUCGUACGAGAUCGUCCUCUCCAUCACCAGGCUGAUUAAGAAGUACGGCAAAGAGCUGCAGGUGGUCACCUGGGACAUCCUGCUGGGCAUCAUAGAGCGGCUGCUGCAGCAGAUUCAGAUGAUAGGCAGCGCCGAGCUGAAGGCCAUCGUUUACGAGCUUCUGACCACAGUGGAAGAGCUGUAUGAGCAGAACGGCUACCACGGCUCCACAGAGAAGUUCUUCAGUCUGGUGGAGAAAUGUGCAGACAAGAGACCCGACGCCUCGGUGCUGACCCUCGUCUCGUACAGAGCGCAGUCCAUUCAGCCUGCGAAGGACAGCUGGAUCCAGAGCCUCCACUGCCUGAUGGAGAAAUUCUUCAGGAAUGAGAUGCGCAGUGGGAUCAGGAUCAAGGUUCUUCACAUCCUGUCGUUCGUUCUGAGUACUAAUCGCCAGCUCUACGAGGACGAGCUCAUUGAGAAGGUGGUGAUCCCUCAGCUCAGUGGGAUCGCUGAAGACCGGGACCUGGCGGUCAGAAAGCAGGCCACCCAGCUGCUGGUGGACCUCGCCGAGGGCUGCAACACACAUCACUUCACCAGCCUCCUGGACAUCAUCGAACGGGUGGCCAGUCGCUCUCUGGUUUGCUCCGGAUCCCUGGAGGCUUCUGACCCCACAGCUGACUCUCCCAUGGAGGAUGUCAAGACCGCAGUGCUGGGGCUGCUGGAGAUCCUGCAGAGCAAACUUUACAGCCUGCCAGCCAGCCACGCCAGUCGUGUUUAUGAGCUGCUCAUCAGCCACCUGCAGCUCCACUACAAGAACAAGUACUGCUCAGCUGUCGCUUCUGCUGUUCGGCUGCAGGUGUUUGACUUCUUCCUGAUGAUGCGUGCCGACUCUCUGCACCGCGUCGGGGUGCCCAACAAGGACGGAGCGAUGAGGUUCAGCCCUUACUGCUACUGUGACGCCGGGGAGCCAGAGAAGCGGGUUUGCGAUAAGAAGCCGUCAGGUUCUAUAUCGCCCCCUGCUGGCGGUCCUGCUCCGGCCGCGGCGGCUCCUCCUGCUUCAGCAGCCUCCAUCCGCUCAACCUGCCUUCCCUACGCACCUGCCUUCUGCGUCCUGCUGCAGUGCCUCAAGAUGGAGACGGACUGGAAGGUGCUGAAACUUGUUCUGGACAAACUGCCUUGGAUGCUGCAGUACAAAGUGCUGCUGCUCACCUCGACGUGCAGCUUGGACCAGCUCUGUUCCACGCUCUGCGCCAUGGUGACGGAUCGUCAGAUCUCAGAGCGUUUGAAAAAGAUGCCUGAGGGUUUUUCCCGCACAGAUGUCCAGCUGGCUGUGGUUCCCGUUCUCACAGCGAUAACCUCUUACCAUAGCUACCUGGACCAAUCCAGACAGAGAGAGUUGGUUCAGUGUCUGGAGACCGGCCUCAUCUAUCGCUGUGCCAAGCAGUGUGUGGUGGCUCUGACGAUGUGCACAGUGGAGAUGCCCGACAUCAUGAUCAAGCUUCUCCCGGCUCUGAUAGUCAAACUCACCCACAUCUCUGCCACCGUUGCCAUGGCGUCUCCCAUGCUUGAGUUUCUCUCCACUCUGGUGCGCUUACCCCAUCUGUACGCCAACUUUGUAGCCGAGCAGUACGUCAGCGUGUUCGCCAUCUCGCUGCCCUACACUAAUCCGUCCAAAUUCAAUCAAUACAUCGUAUCCCUGGCCCAUCAUGUGAUCGCCAUGUGGUUCAUACGCUGCAGACUCCCCUUCCGCAAGGACUUUGUUCAGUACAUCACCAAGGGCUUGCGCUCCAACGCCUUGCUUCCGUUUGACGACGGACACGAGCAAAGCCCCUUCCGCGCGCGGAGCACCAGCCUCAACGAGAGACCCAAAAGCCUGCGGGCUGGAAAAGUGGCAAAGCCGGCAGCAUCUGUAGCCAAUAGCAGCAGCUCUCCAGUUAAAGAGCUGAGGGACCUUUCGGCCAUGGAGGCUUUCCGCUCCCGCAGCAUCAGCGUCUCCGAACACGCGGUUCGCAGGAUGCACACUUCUACCACGACCUGCAGUCUGGGCUCUGCUGAUGAAAAUGCAGUGACUCAGGCCGAUGAGGGACUCAAGACCGUCCACCUGGAGCUCACGGAGACGUGUCUGGACAUGAUGGCGCGAUACGUAUUCUCAAACUUCUCUGCUCUGCCAAAGAGGUCUCCGAUCGCUGAGUUUCUGUUAGCCGGAGGUCGCAGCAUGACCUGGUUGGUGGGCAACAAGCUUGUCACCAUCACAACGAGCGGCGGUGUCAGAACGCAAGCGUUGCUGGGAAUGGAUAUGUCAGAGCGUCUGGGAGGCGGCGGAGGAGAAAUGACCAGGUCAGAUCCGUCUCUUCACACCCGAAUGACUAAAGAGGCUCCGGCCAAACUGGAGUCGCAGUCCAGUCAGCAGCAGAGCAGAACAACUCGGACUCGUGUCCGCUCCAGGUCAGGUGGCCACGCUCUGCGUGCCGGUCCUAUUCCGAGUCUCAGUCCUCUGGUUUCCCCCUCUGAGGGAGAGUUGGCCUCUCCACUGUCUCCUUCCUCUGGCCCCAGCCUGGACGGCGUCGGUCCUCCCUCCUCCACAGCUGCCACUCUGUCUGCCCCCCCUCCGCUCAAAGACAACCCCAGCCUCGCCGAGUUUGUUCCAAUGCUCACUCAAGGCUGGGCAGAGAUCUUCAUACGGAGACCCUCAGGUAACACCAGCUGGCUGAUGUGUCUGGAGAACCCACCCAGCCCCUUCUCUUCUGAGCUGGGCAACUUGCCGCUGCAGGAGCUCUCCACCGUCCUGAUGGCGAUGGAGGGAGUGAAGGAGCCUCCUACUCAGACAGCCAGCGCUCCAGCCAGCACGGCCGCCCCAGCGCCAACGUCCGCCUCCGAACCGCUCACUCAAACACACAGCAGCGCCGGAGGAAAGGCCAACCUGUUUCAGCGCUCCAGCACCGACUCCGUGGUGGUUCCGGAGGAGGGUUCAGGGGUCGCGGCAGAGAACGCCCCCCUCGAGUGGGUGGAGGGUGAAGAGUUUGAGCCGAUUCCCUCCGAGCCCAUAUUCAUGUCUGACAAGGCGCCGCUACCCGGACCGCUCAGCAGGUCCUCCUCCACCUCCAGUCAGGAUGAUGAGAAAUCCACUCUGGAGGAGGUGAGCGAAGGAGCGAUUCCCAUCGACCAGCCCAGCGUCGGCCCCUCCACCCCGGGCAGCCAGGGCCCCGAGCUUCCUUUUCAGAGCCACUCUCAGUCCCAGGGUCACGGACUGAACAAGUCGAGCUCGUCGCCGGAGCUGCAGACGCUGCCAGAGGCCUUCACCAAAGCAGCGCUGGAGUCUGAGAAAAGCCAGGGCGAUGCCGCUCGGCCCAGGGCGCCCUCAGAUGGCAAGCCUCAGACACUGCAGCAGCCCUGCCCGGACAAGGACAAAGCAGAGGGGAGCACUGGGGCGGACUUCAACGGCCCAGGAGGUCCGGUCCAGGGCGGCGAGGGCUCCGGCUUGCCGUCUCAGAGCGGAGGAGCUGCCAUGAAGUUGGCUUUUCCGGCAGCGCCAGCUCUGCCUGGACCCAUCUCCCCCGGCGGAGGCCACCGACCCCGAGGUCACACCAUCUCCGUCUCUGCCCCGUCCUCCAGGAGAGAGAGGAAGACCGAGAGGGACUCAUAUCACGGCCGACCCGGACCCAGCAACGCAGAGAAGAUCUCCGGACUGAGUCCCAGCUUUGUCUUCCUUCAGCUAUAUCACUCUCCUUUCUUUGGGAAUGAAGCCAAUAAGCCGCUGCUGCUGCCCAAAACUCAGGUGAUCGAUCGGGCUGUGAAGGUUCUGGACCAGAUGCCUCCUUACGACACCCAUAAGAUUGGAGUCGUGUUUGUUGGAGUUGGCCAGGUCAACAACGAAGUCGCCAUCCUGUCCAACGAAUACGGGUCGAACCGCUACGCCGCCUUCCUCACCGGCCUCGGCAAACUGAUCCACCUGAAGGACUGCGACCCCGACCAGAUCUUCCUGGGCGGGCUCGACCAGUACGGCGACGACGGAGAGUUCACCUACUGUUGGCACGACGACAUCAUGCAGGCCAUCUUCCACAUAGCCACGCUGAUGCCGAACAGAGAGAGCGACAAGGGCUGCUGCAACAAGAAGCGACACAUCGGCAACGACUUCGUCAUGGUGGUCUAUAACGACUCGGGGGAAGAUUACAAACUGGGCACCAUAAAGGGUCAAUUUAAUUUCGUCGAAGUCGUUAUUAAGCCACUGGACUAUGAAUGUAAUCUCGUGUCCCUGCAGUGUCGGAAAGACCUGGAGGGCCUGGUUGAUACCACCGUUGCAAAAAUCGUAUCUGACCGCAACCUGCCACUCUUAGUUCGACAGAUGGCUCUGCAUGCAAAUAUGGCUUCUUUGGUGCAUCAGUACAGAGCGAAUCCCUCGGAUGCUUAUGCUUCCAAGUGGCUUGCCAGAUUACGACACAUAAAGAGGAUCAGGACCAGAGCUCAAGAAGACAUCCAGUCCCGUUCGACUCCGGGAAUCUCACUGACCCAAGGACACACUCAGCAGAAUAAAGCAUUUCAACAAGGAGCUUCAGCUCCGACUCCCGAAAUGUCGGGACAGAGAAAAAGACUUGUUUCGACGGUGGAUGACUUUACUGAUUUUGUUUGACUUUGUUUGCAGGGGUGACUUUGUUUGGCAGACUGAACACACACGCACACACGCACACGCACACUCUUUCUCACACACACAGAAACACAGACUGGUUGUGUUUGUGUCAACUACUGUAUGAAUUAAAGUGAUAAUUUAAAAAAAAAAUCUGAAAUCAUG